UCACAUGACAGAGACAGAAGUGAAUCUUCCCGAGCAAGAUCAACACAUCCACAAAAUCAGGCAGGCCCAGGCGUGCCCUCACUCCAGAGAAACCCAUCCAUUGCUAGUCGGGGAGGUGGACACAUCUUCAGUCCUGGACCCCGGGCACCUGCCUUCCGUAUCCCAGAGUUCCGUUGGUCAUUCCUACACCAGAAGCUUCUCUCGGACUUGUUGUUUGCUGUGGAGACAGACAUUCAGGUCUGGAAGAGUCACAGCACCAAGAAUGUCAUCGACUUUGUCAACGCCAGUGAGAACCAUAUCUAUGUUGUCAACGUCACACAUAUGAUCUCUCAACUAGCAGACAACCUGAUUACAUCUUGUGGGGGUUUGUUGCCCUUGCUGGCCGCCGCAACCUCACAGAAUGGAGAGAUUGAGAUCCUUGAGCCCAACCAAGGAUUGAGCAUUGAGCAGGCUGUGAUGAUCCUACAGAGGAUCAUGUACAUGACAGACAUCCUGGUGUUUGCCAGCUCCACCAACUUUGCAGAGCUGGAGAAUGAGAAGAAUAUGCCAUCUGGGGGCAUUCUGAGGCAGUGUCUGCGACUGGUAUGCACAGCAGCAGUAAGAAAUUGUCUGGAGUGUCGGCAUCGCUACCAGAAUCACGGCUCGUCACAACCCCCGUCACCGGCUACCAACAAAUCCAUUAAUGGCACCGAUCCCAUCCAGAGUCUGAUAGGUGGCUCCCACCCAUCGGCCAAGAAUAUAGUGGAGAAUCUGGCCGGGCAGACCAUGCCAAUUAAAGACCCCGAAAAGCUGUUGCAGGACAUGGACAUCAACAGGCUGCGUGCUGUCGUCUACAGAGAUGUGGAGGAGACCAAGCAGGCACAGUUCCUGGCUUUGGCCAUCGUCUACUUCUGUUCGGUUCUCAUGGUGUCCAAGUACCGAGACAUCCUGGAGCCACCUUCGCCGUCAGUGACUCCCACAGCCGCAGCCACGCCUGGCAGCAAGGAAGGCUCAGAUACAGACUCCACUCAUGUCAACAAGAUGGACGGAGGAGACUCUACUGUCAUAGAAGAGCCAAGGCAGGAGCAGGAGCUGGAGGAAACAAUCACGGAGGAGAAGAGUGAGGCUGAAACAGCUGUUGCUGCUGCUACUGUUGCUGAAGAUGCUGAUGUGAGGAUCGAGGCAUCAGAAGAUCACAGCACACAGAAUGGAGAAGUCAGGACUGCAGAAGCACAGAAGGAGGCCAACGAUCCAAGGCUUCCUAUGUUUUGUCAUGGCGUAAUACGCCAGGAAUUUAUGAUUGUACAUGUUCAGUGCCAGGUUGGCCUAAUGCUGUUUUCUGUUACAGACCAACAAGCCGGGGCAGACAGUGGACAGAAACCAAGUGCCUUAGAACUGAACAUCAGCCCACCCAUCCACAGCUUGACCCACCACACCUCAGCCGACUGCGGCAACCUCACCGAGCGGCUAGAGAGGGCCCUGGGCUCUGUGGCUCCGUUGCUGAGGGAAGUGUUUGUGGAUUUUGCUCCUUUCUUGUCCAAAACACUCAUCGGUUCUCACGGGCAGGAGUUGCUGAUCGGAGGCCUGGUGACCUUGAAACAGAGUACUUCAGUGGUUGAGUUGGUGAUGUUGCUAUGCUCACAGGAGUGGCAAAACUCCCUGCAGAAACAUGCCGGACUGGCUUUUAUUGAGUUGGUCAAUGAAGGGAGGCUGCUAGCCCACGCCACCCGUGAUCACAUUGUGCGUGUGGCCAGCGAGGCAGAGUUUAUUCUCAACAGAAUGAGGGCAGAGGACGUGCAGAAGCAUGCUGACUUUGAGUCCAUGUGUGCCCAUGCUGUCAUGGAGCGCCGAGAAGAGGAAAAGCUCUGUGACCAUCUCAUUAAGUCAGCCAAGAGACGUGACCAUGCCCUGGCCGUCAAGCAGAAAGAGAAGAUCCUCAACAUCCUUCUCAACAAACAUGGAGACGCCAUCAACGCAGCACGGGAAGCCUUCCACGCCCAUCUAGCCAGCCUGAAGAAAACUCAAAGAGAAACAACAGACUUUACAGACGAGGAGUUGGUCAUGGAGGAGAAGGAUGUGGAGCAAGAGUUCUCAGGUCCGGUUGCCCUGUCCACCCCGUGUCAGCUGAUAGCCCCUGGAGUGGUCGUCAAUGGAACCAUGUCUAUCACCAAGAGUGAACUCUACUUUGAGAUGGACGAGGAUGACCCACACAACAAGAAGACAGACCCAAAG
This is a messenger RNA of Candidula unifasciata, 2211 nucleotides long. The record is from the annotation of a GenBank genome assembly. NCBI's taxonomy places the organism in Eukaryota, Metazoa, Mollusca, Gastropoda, Stylommatophora, Geomitridae.